Messenger RNA from Ostertagia ostertagi, 582 nucleotides. Lineage: Eukaryota; Metazoa; Nematoda; Chromadorea; Rhabditida; Trichostrongylidae. The record is from the annotation of a GenBank genome assembly.
AUGGAAAACGGGAUUAGCGACCACGCCGAUAGAGAAUCACUCGGCUGUAAGCAGGCCAAAACUCUGACGAGAAAGUCAAGCGCCAACCGACUGCCUUGUGAUAUUCUCUGCAGUCAGUCUUCGCAAGCAGAAGAAUGCCACACGACAAAAAGAAAUCAAAGAAAGAGCAUAAGCGGUCAAGAAGUCAAAGAAAAGCAUUCACACAAGAAGUCAAGAAAACGCACUCGGUCCAGUUCCUCCUCCUCGAGCAGCGACUCCGACAAGGGCGAUUCUAGGUUUCAGACGGUCCUCGAUGAACAGCGUGCCGAGAAAAGGCGUCUACGAAAACUAGAGAAAGAGAAAUUGAAAGCAAAAGAAACUCCUGAGGAGAAGAGAGCACGUCGUUUGGCGAAAAAACUUAAAAAAGAAGAAAAGAGGAAGAAGGAGAACAAGAGCUACUUACCGCCUCAGAUAGCUUAUACGAAUCUGAACAAUCCAUUCAACGAUGUGAACCUUACUGAAACUUUUGUAUGGGGCAAGAAACUGGAGCGAGAAGGCAAAGCUGGGCUUUCACGCAAGGAAAUCGAAAAAGAGUGGAAUUAA